Molecule: messenger RNA, 483 nt
Organism: Penicillium cataractarum
Lineage: Eukaryota; Fungi; Ascomycota; Eurotiomycetes; Eurotiales; Aspergillaceae
Exons: 2
Source: RefSeq, a predicted model, not a curated record
AUGCGUGCCUCCUUCACCGUCGCCUCCCUCUCGGCCCUGGCUAUGGGUGCCAUCGCCGCCGACUCCUCCAGCUCCAGCGAGGGCAACCCUGCCACCCAAUACCUGACCGAGACCAACUCCCUCGGCGUUGUCACCGGCCAGCCCUCCGUCGUCACCUCCCAGCCCUCGGUCGUGACCUCGCAGCAGGCCGCUGCUUCUAUCCCCGCUGGCCUGUCCUCCCCCGUGGUUACUCCUGCCACCAACAGUGCCACCUCUAGCGGCAGCGCUUCUGCCUCCAGCGGCUUCACCUCUUCUGCCAAGACCACUGGCACUGCCACUGGAACCAGCACCUCCACCGAGACUGGCUCGUCUUCCUCUUCCUCGGGCUCUUCCUCGGGCUCCUCCUCCAGCACUGCCUCCAGCUCCUCCUCCACCGGUGGUGCUGCCAUGGCCACUGCUGGCCCCAUGGGUCUGGCCGGUCUGGCUGCCCUGGCUGCUUUCGCU